AGGUUACACAAGCCUUCCUCCGCUUAAUCUGUAACUAUGCCGCUCAGACUCGAGAUCAAGAGAAAAUUAGCUCAAAGGUCCGAGAGAGUUAAAUCUGUGGAUCUGCAUCCUACUGAACCAUGGAUUCUUGCAAGUUUGUAUUCUGGAACCUUGUGUAUUUGGAACUACCAGACACAGGUGAUGGCUAAAUCCUUUGAGGUGACUGAGUUACCAGUUCGGUCAGCCAAGUUUAUAGCGCGAAAGCAAUGGGUUGUGGCAGGAGCUGAUGAUAUGUAUAUCCGUGUAUACAAUUACAAUACCAUGGACAAGGUUAAAGUGUUUGAGGCUCAUUCAGACUACAUUAGGUGUGUGGCUGUUCAUCCAACCCUUCCAUAUGUGCUGUCAUCUUCUGAUGAUAUGCUCAUAAAGCUUUGGGACUGGGAAAAGGGUUGGGCUUGCACUCAGAUCUUCGAGGGACACUCGCACUAUGUGAUGCAAGUCACAUUUAAUCCAAAAGACACCAACACUUUUGCCAGUGCAUCACUUGAUCGUACCAUAAAGAUUUGGAAUCUUGGUUCCCCAGACCCAAAUUUUACAUUGGAUGCCCAUCAGAAAGGGGUGAAUUGUGUAGAUUAUUUCACCGGUGGUGAUAAGCCCUAUUUAAUUACCGGCUCUGAUGAUCACACUGCUAAGGUCUGGGACUACCAAACAAAAAGUUGUGUCCAGACCCUGGAAGGGCACACACACAAUGUAUCUGCAGUAUGUUUCCAUCCAGAGCUUCCGAUUAUAAUCACAGGUUCUGAAGAUGGCACCGUUCGCAUUUGGCAUGCAACUACAUACAGGCUAGAGAACACAUUGAAUUAUGGCCUCGAGAGAGUCUGGGCAAUUGGUUACAUUAAAAGUUCACGCCGGGUUGUGAUCGGAUAUGAUGAAGGAACCAUCAUGGUAAAACUUGGACGAGAAAUUCCUGUCGCUAGCAUGGACAAUACCGGAAAAAUCAUAUGGGCUAAGCAUAAUGAAAUUCAAACUGCAAACAUCAAAAGUAUUGGUGCAGAUUACGAGGUUACUGAUGGAGAGAGGUUGCCCUUGAGUGUUAAAGAGUUGGGGACCUGUGAUCUUUAUCCACAAAGCUUGAAGCACAACCCUAAUGGGAGGUUUGUAGUAGUCUGUGGUGAUGGGGAAUAUAUAAUCUACACGGCUUUGGCUUGGAGAAAUAGGUCAUUUGGUUCUGGACUGGAAUUUGUUUGGUCGUCCGAGGGGGAGUGUGCGGUUAGAGAAAGCUCAUCAAAGAUUAAACUAUUUAGCAAAAAUUUCCAGGAAAAGAGGAGUAUCCGCCCUACUUUUUCAGCUGAGAAGAUCUUUGGAGGAACCUUGUUAGCUAUGUGUUCAAGUGAUUUCAUCUGCUUUUAUGAUUGGGCUGAAUGUAGGCUGAUUCAACGUAUUGACGUCACUGUAAAGAAUCUAUAUUGGGCUGACAGUGGUGAUUUAGUAGCCAUUGCUAGUGACACAUCAUUCUACAUCUUAAAAUACAACCGCGACUUAGUUUCCUCACAUUUUGAUAGCGGAAGACCUACUGAGGAAGAAGGUGUUGAGGAUGCUUUUGAGGUUCUCCAUGAAAAUGAUGAACGUGUUAGGACAGGUAUAUGGGUUGGUGACUGUUUCAUUUACAACAACUCUUCCUGGAAGCUUAACUACUGUGUUGGAGGCGAGGUAACCACAAUGUAUCAUUUGGACCGCCCAAUGUAUUUGUUGGGCUAUCUUGCAAGUCAAAGUCGGGUGUUUUUGGUUGACAAAGAAUUCAAUGUUAUAGGAUACACCUUGCUGCUAAGCCUGAUUGAGUACAAGACUCUUGUGAUGCGGGGUGAUUUAGACAAAGCCAGUGAAAUCUUACCUACAAUUCCUAAAGAUCAGCAUAACAGUGUUGCUCAUUUCUUGGAGUCACGGGGAAUGAUUGAAGAGGCUCUGGAAAUUGCGACAGAUCCUGACUACAGAUUUGAGUUGGCCAUACAACUGGGUAGACUUGAAAUUGCACAGGAAAUCGCCGUGGAAGUACAGAGUGAAUCUAAGUGGAAGCAAUUAGGAGAGCUAGCCAUGUCCUCUGGAAAGUUGCAAAUGGCUGAGGAAUGCAUGAAGUAUGCUAUGGAUUUGAGUGGUUUGUUACUGCUUUAUUCUUCUCUGGGAGAUGCUGAAGGUGUGACAAAACUUGCAACACUUGCUAAAGAACAAGGGAAGAACAAUGUCGCCUUUCUUUGCCUAUUCAUGCUGGGUAAACUGGAAGAUUGUUUGCAGUUAUUGGUGGAGAGCAACCGGAUACCAGAAGCUGCUCUGAUGGCACGAUCAUAUCUUCCGAGUAAAGUUUCUGAGAUAGUAGCUCUUUGGAGGAAAGAUCUGAGCAAGGUUAAUUCAAAAGCAGCAGAAUCUUUGGCUGAUCCUGAGGAGUACCCAAAUCUUUUUGAAGAUUGGCAAGUUGCUCUUUCUGUCGAAGCUAGAGCUGUAGAGACAAGGGGAGUUUACACAGGUGCAGAAAAUUAUCCUAGCCAUGCUGAUAAAUCUUCCAUGACCCUCGUAGAAGCCUUCAGAAACUUGCAAGUUGAGGAAGAGGAAUCACUUGAAAAUGGAGAUAUCGAUCAUGAGGAGGUAGUAGCAGAAGAAAAUGGAAAUGAACAAAGGAGUGAGGAGGAUGUAGAGGAGCAUCAUGAAGAAAAAGAAGCAGAAGAAGAAGAAGGAAUUGUUGAUGGAGAUUCUACGGAUGGAGCUGUACUUGUUAACGGAAGUGAGGCUGACGAAGAGUGGGGUACGAAUAAUGAAGGAAACCCAUCAGCCUAAUAGCAAGUCGGUCAAGGCCAAUGUUGAAAAGUCUGAAAAUUUUGUUUCUGUGCUUACACCGCGUCAGUAGAGUUCGAAAGUUCGAGGAACAAUGGAGAGGUGAGAGAACUUUCAUUCUUUUACUGAGGAGUCAAAGGUCAAAUCCCAGCAGCCUGGAACCACAUUUUGAAACCAUUUGUAAUAAAAGUUUGAAUUUCUU
Molecule: messenger RNA, 3004 nt
Organism: Arabidopsis arenosa
Lineage: Eukaryota; Viridiplantae; Streptophyta; Magnoliopsida; Brassicales; Brassicaceae
Source: the annotation of a GenBank genome assembly